Peromyscus maniculatus bairdii (prairie deer mouse) is the source of this 1652-nucleotide messenger RNA. NCBI's taxonomy places the organism in Eukaryota, Metazoa, Chordata, Mammalia, Rodentia, Cricetidae. The record is from RefSeq and is a predicted model, not a curated record.
CCUUUUAGAAGACUUGAAGGUGGAGAGUUGAGUCUGUUUUUACUCCCUGGCAGCUGGUGGGCUUUCAAUAAGCGAUCACUGAAUGGAAAGAUCUCCCGGCUCUCCAUGACAACCGUGUGCAGUAGGUGUGGUCCGGAAAGGAAACAGAAGCACAGGAAAAGAACCCAGCUAGAAGGGUUGAAGCUGGCUCCACAAGGGACACGGUGACAUGAGAGGCACGCCACUGACCCAUCUUCUGACCAUCUCCUUCCUCUGCCUACUCUCAAUGGUGAGUGCCCAGCUGUGUCCGACGUCCUGCACCUGUCCCUGGACACCACCCCAGUGCCCGCUGGGGGUGCCCCUGGUGCUGGAUGGCUGUGGCUGCUGCCGAGUGUGCGCACGGCGGCUGGGGGAGUCCUGUGACCAUCUGCAUGUCUGCGACCCCAGCCAGGGCCUGGUUUGUCAGCCUGGGGCGGGCCCCGGUGGCCGCGAGGCCGCGUGCCUCUUGGAAGAGGAUGAUGGAAGCUGUGAGGUGAACGGCCACAGGUACCUGGAUGGGGAGACCUUUCAGCCCAAUUGCAGGGUCCUCUGCCGCUGUGACGCAGGCGGCUUCACCUGCCUGCCGCUGUGCAGUGAGGAUGUGCGGCUGCCCAGCUGGGACUGUCCACGCCCCAGGAGAGUAGAGGUGCCUGGGAGGUGCUGUCCUGAGUGGGUGUGUGACCAGGGAGUGACGCCGAGGAUCCAGCGUGAUUACACAGCCCAAGGACACCAACUUUCCGGCCUUGUCACUCCCGCAUCAGCUGAUGUCCCCUGUCCAAAUUGGAGCACAGCCUGGGGCCCCUGCUCAACCACCUGUGGGCUGGGUAUAGCCACCCGGGUAUCCAACCAGAACCGAUUCUGCCAACUGGAGAUCCAGCGCCGCCUGUGUCUGCCCAGACCCUGCCUGGCAGGCAGGAGUCGAAGCUCAUGGAACAGUGCCUACUAGAGCCAACUGGGGACGGAGAUGAAGAGGCUGCCACUCUCAGCAGGUGUCCCUAGGACCAGGCCCUGGACUGAUGCUAGGUGUCCCUUUCUUGGCUGCAGUUAACUGUCCUGGUUGGGUUCGCUGUCCAGGGCAUUGAGGGAUGCCUGCUGUCUCUGAGGUAGGCGGAGCAUAUGACCAGCUCCGUUUCUCUAAUUCAGUCUGGGAUUCUGGGUCCUCCUGGCUAGUUCCAUAUCAAACAUGCACAUGGGACAGCUUUCUCUCCAAACUUCCCUGUACGAAAAGAACUUUUCAAGCUAAGCUGUGCUGGGCAAGCCUGGCCAUCAUGCUGGGGACAAUGGCGGUGACGGGGUAGAUUGCCUGAAACUCCCAAUUUCCUUCUUGAACUUCUGUGCACUUGUCCCCAAAGUCAACAUUAUGGGUGGACUUGUGAAUCUGGCUUCCCUGAGAAUACCCUGCCUGCCCGGGAAGAAUUCAGUGGCAGAAUUCUCUGUGAACAUGAAGAGAUGAAAUCAUGCUGUCCCGAGGAGCACCAGCAAGAUCCAUGGACUUCACUUUGUAUUUGUAAGAACACACAUUUCUUAAGCACUUGAAAAAUAGAGGUUCACAGCUCCACACUUCUAGUGUCCUGUGUUAUCGUGUCAAAACAAAACAAAACAAAAAAUGACCUAAAUAUAAAAGUUACAUCCUC